This is a messenger RNA of Vanessa tameamea, 1920 nucleotides long. RefSeq names its product 1,5-anhydro-D-fructose reductase-like. Gene Ontology annotation, cellular component: cytosol. Bases 152 to 1252 code for a protein of 366 amino acids. Lineage: Eukaryota; Metazoa; Arthropoda; Insecta; Lepidoptera; Nymphalidae. Gene Ontology annotation, molecular function: aldose reductase (NADPH) activity. The record is from RefSeq and is a predicted model, not a curated record. The transcript has 6 exons.
UCAUAAAAAUCAAUAACGAGGUUUGAGAGUUAUCAUUCUUUUGAUCUUUUCACACAAUAAAUAAAUUGAAGCUGGUAAAGUUUGUAUUAUAUCAAAUAUCUAUCUAUCAACUACUGCGCAACAUUAGUGUUUGGCGAUAAGCCAAUUUCCUAUGUCCGUCAGAUUGUUCUUGAGAAGUGAAAAUUUUGUGAAAAGAAGAGGCAAUAACAUUUCAUAUUUUUGUCGCUGUAUUCAUUCUUUAGUAAGAAACAUGAAGUACGUUAAACUUUCUCAAACAGAGGACUUAAUGCCAACGCUAGGAUUGGGAACAUGGCAGGCUUCACCAGAAGUCAUCGAGUCAACUGUAUACAAAGCUUUAGACUUAGGAUAUCGUCAUAUCGACACUGCCUUUAAUUACAACAACGAGGAGGCUAUUGGUAAUGCUAUAAGAAAAUGGAUUGAUAAUGGUAAAGGCACAAGAAAAGAUUUAUUCAUUACCACUAAGCUCCCUCACGUGGGAAAUCGUGCGUCGGAUGUAAAGAAGUUUCUAGAUCUUCAACUGAAGCGACUGCAGAUGGAAUACGUAGAUUUGUAUUUGAUACACGUGCCUUUCGGAUUCCAUUGUAACCCAGAGACGUUGACGCCCGUUGUAAAGAGUAAUGGCGAAUAUGAUUUGGACAUGGAUACGGAUCAUAUAAGCACUUGGAAGGCAAUGGAAGAAUGUCAAAAAGGAGGACGCAUUCGUAACCUUGGUCUAUCCAACUUUAACGAGUCGCAAAUUACUAAGAUUAUCAGCGCUUGUACAGUGAAGCCCCAGGUGUUACAGGUGGAACUGCACGCAUAUUUCCAGCAGUUAGACUUGCGCAAGUUCUGCUCUGACCAUGAUAUAGUAGUCACUGCGUAUGCCCCUUUAGGGAGUCCGGGCGCGAAGGAUCACUUCGUCAACAAGUAUAAUUAUAGCCCUGACGCGUUUCCGGAUAUACUGGGUCAUCCAGAUGUAAACGAAAUAGCUCAAGAUCACCAAAAGACACCAGCUCAAGUGUUAUUAAGAUACUUGGUCCAGCAAAAAGUUGUAGUUAUUCCGAAAAGUACUAGCGAGAAAAGACUUAAGGAAAAUUCUGACAUUUAUGAUUUCGAACUGACACCCGUUGAAGUGAAUCAACUGAAAAAAAUAGACCAGGGGGAGGAAGGCAGAAUUUUUAAUUUCUUAUUCUGGAAAGGUGUAGAAAAUCACCCAGAAUAUCCUUUUAAAUUAGGUUCAGCAAUUAAUUAAUUUAAUAAUUAUCUUUAGUAAAACGCAUAAUUUGAUCAUUUGAAAGUUCUAAGUUUAUAAUCACUGCCAAGUUAGCACUUUAGUUUUAAACUAUCAUGGCGAAUGGUUGAAUUUUAAAUACAUAUAUGAAUUCUGCAUUGUUUCUGUUCCAUUCUAGUCGAGCAUUAGCUCUAAAUUACCGGUAUGUUAUUAUUAUAAUGUGAGCGUCAUGAACUCAGUAUAACUGGGAUGAGACGAUAAAUUCACGUAAUAAGGUCAGUAUUCGUGAUAAGGUGAAACAGGAGAGUAUUAGUUUUUAAAACGUAACACGUAUAACGUGCUAAGUGCUGUGUAUUUUAGUUUUUAUUGCGUUUAAGGAAGGACACAUUGCAAGUAACUAUUAUGUUACGAGCUGAGCUCAGUAAUGUGGUCAGUCAAAGGAAGUUAUUUUAGUUUAUUUUAGUAAAUUUUAUAUCUACGAUGUAAAACAAAGUAUUAUGUUUAUAUGAAUAAACUAUGGUAGGUGUGACCAGCUGUUUACAUGAAUAAAUUAAUAGCGACAAUUUUUUUCGAUUCGAAUAAUAUAUUGGUUUUUUUUUGUAGUUUCAUAGUAUCUUUCAACUCGAAAUGUAUAAUUUAGUAGAACUCAAGAAUUUUUCUCUGAAUAUGCUUAUAUAUUAUUGUAAACG